AUGGUUUGGUCUCCGCCUGUCGCGCCAUCGUCUGCCAAGGACAAGUCGAGCUUUGCCUACGAGUCGACCGUCCACCGCUGGCCCGCCAUCCUAACUCAGGUCAUUGACGGCAUCUACAGCGCCAACCAUGCGCUCUCCUACUCGCGGACCAACCAGUCGGCCAAGAUCGAAGAAGGCAAGCAAAUCAUCGAAAAGGUGGCCGCUCUCAAGCAUGACAUGAGCAGAGACCGCCCUCUCGAACCCAUUCGUGUUGUCCCAGGCAAGGACGCCGACGACGGGCCUUCGACCGAGCUGUACGAUGCCACCAUCGAAAAGGAAAACUGGACCUGGUUCCAGGCGCCUUGGCUUUUCGCCGAAUGCUAUCUCUACCGCCUGCUCAGGAGUUUCUUUGCGCGCAGCCAGCAUUGGAAGCAGUACGACCCUUUCUCUAGGACGAAGCUCGAUACGUUCAAGAGCUCCGGCACCGCCAUCAGCGCGCUCGCUGUCACCAUCCAAGAUCUCGUGACCAAGUCGCUCUCUUCCGAACAGGGUCCCGAAUCGACCCCUGAAGGACGCGAGAUUCUCUUCCACGAGAUGGCGCAGAUGUCGCUCUGGGGAAACGCAACCGACCUCAGUCUGCUCACCAAUCUUUCGUACGCCGAUCUGCAAGCUCUGCAGACCACUGGCAAGGAGCAGCAACAGGCGCGCAGCAAGUUCAUCCUAGCCAAUGACCUUGACCAGGCUUGGAGCAAGAUCUCGUCGCACACCAACGGACGCAUCGACAUUGUGCUCGACAAUGCCGGCUUCGAGCUGGUGACGGACAUGAUCUUUGCCGACUGGCUGCUGACCACGCCUCAUGUCGGCCAGGUGGUCUUCCACCCCAAGAACAUGCCCUGGUUCGUCUCGGAUGUCACGCCGCCUGAUUUCCGACACACGAUCGAGUCGCUGCUCGAGCCGAGCUUCUUUGCGCGCCAGGACGAUGCCAGUCAGGACCGUCACCGUAGCGUGAGUCGCAGCCGCGACUUGCAGGCUGACCCUAGCAAGUACUCCUACAAUGCUUCAUCUGGUGAGCAGGGUGCGCAGCCAGCCGGAUCGCGCUCGCUGCAGAUGGCUGAUAGCAGCGAACGCGGUCGCUCUCCGCAUCCCCCGGGAAGUCUGCAUCUGCAAGCGCGAGACGGCAGCGUCGACUCGACGGGACGCGGACGUGCUCCUGCCGGCAGCCGCAGCUUCCAGAUGGAUCCCGCGUACUUCAAGAACGCGCGCUCUCAGACCAUCUCCCCUUCGCGCUCGUACGUCAUGGACAGCGCUCGCUUCUCAUCGCUUUCCAUCCACGACGAGGAGGACGAACGACACGGUCGCGGUCGAUCCACCACGGUCAAGGACGAAACGCCUUCGUCGCAGACUCCCGUGCAAGCCAUGGUGCGCAGGUGGAUGAAGUACAUGGAAGAUGGUCGAUUCAAGCUUUCCGUUCCUCUCGACACGCCACUGGGCGCUGACACUGGCUCGGCCAACGGGUUCUGGACGCAACCCGUGUCGUACGCCAACAUGGCGCACUACUCUCCGGAACUGCACCAGGAGCUCGCCACCAAGAGCGAUUUGGUCAUCUUCAAGGGCGACCUCAACUACCGCAAGUUGACGUCGGAUGCCACGUGGAAGUCGGAUACGAGCUUCCGCGAGGCUCUGGGACCGCUCGCUGGGACGAUCGACAUCCUGGCGCUGCGAACGAACAAGGCGGAUGUGUGCGUCGGUCUCAAGCCCGGUCAGGAAGAGAAGGUGGUGGCAGAGGAUCCAAAGUGGAGGGUGGAUGGCAAAUGGGCGGUUGUGCAGUAUUGUCCCAAGGACAAGUGA
Molecule: messenger RNA, 1827 nt
Organism: Pseudozyma hubeiensis SY62
Lineage: Eukaryota; Fungi; Basidiomycota; Ustilaginomycetes; Ustilaginales; Ustilaginaceae
Exons: 1
Coding region: 1-1827 (608 amino acids)
Biological process (GO): DNA damage response
Cellular component (GO): nucleus; cytoplasm
Molecular function (GO): phosphatase activity
Source: RefSeq, a predicted model, not a curated record